GGGCUUGGAAGGAGAGAGGGAGGGUGGCGAAGAGAGUGAGCCGGUGCCGCCGCCCGCUUGAGGAGAGAGGAGGGGUCCCACUCGCCUUGCGCCCUUCGCGGGCUGAGAGCGCGGAGCAGUCGCGAACCUCCCAGGCCUCUCGGCCCCCGGGGACCCCGCCCCGCGGCCCGACGGCCCGCGGCCUCUCUUCUCUUUGUGAGCGCCCCCUUCCCAGGGGUGGUAGUGGUGGCGGAGGGGUGCGCGUGGGCCCGCCCGCCAAGGGGCCGCGGCGGGGGACCGACAGGGCCUCGGCUGGGAGGACCGGAGGCGGCCGAGGCCCCGGUCCGGUUCCCCCGAGGCGGCGGCGGCGGCGACUCCCGGCACUUCCCCCGCGCCAUCUUAACUGAGCCGGAGCGUUAAGGGCGCCUCCUCGACCCCGGUCGUCCCCUCGUCCCCCCCUCCCUCCCCCCGGCCCCUUGUCGUAGAGCCUGGGCUGGGUGGCUGGGGGGGGGGCGGCGGUCUGUCGCCGGGCCCCCUCCUCCUCACUCCUCGCUCUCCAGCGCUGCGGCCACCGGAGCGCUCCAGGGGUCUGCGCCCGUCUGCUCUGCCCCAGACCUGCCGGCGAAGGGCCCAGGCUAGUGUAACUGUUGGUUGCUGAGGAUGACUGUAAACUCCUGAUAACUCUGUCUCCAACCUCCCAAGUGCUAGAAUUACAGGUUUCUGAACUUGUUCAUGGCUGGAUUUUUAAAAAAUAUAUUCAAGAUUUCCUGUUACGAAAUUUUAUGCCAGCGUGGCUUCAUUCAUACAGAUGAACCAAGCAUUGGGAUAGCAGUAUAAAAUUAGAAUCAGACAGCUGACUGCUCAGCAGGAUGCCAUCAACUAACAGAGCAGGCAGUCUAAAGGACCCUGAAAUUGCAGAGCUCUUCUUCAAAGAAGAUCCGGAAAAGCUCUUCACAGAUCUCAGAGAAAUCGGCCAUGGGAGCUUUGGAGCAGUAUAUUUUGCACGAGAUGUGCGUACUAAUGAAGUGGUGGCCAUCAAGAAAAUGUCUUAUAGUGGAAAGCAGUCUACUGAGAAAUGGCAGGAUAUUAUUAAGGAAGUCAAGUUUCUACAAAGAAUAAAACAUCCCAACAGUAUAGAAUACAAAGGCUGCUAUUUACGUGAACACACAGCAUGGCUUGUAAUGGAAUAUUGUUUAGGAUCUGCUUCAGAUUUAUUAGAAGUUCAUAAAAAGCCAUUACAAGAAGUGGAAAUAGCAGCAAUUACACAUGGUGCUCUCCAGGGACUAGCUUAUUUACAUUCUCAUACCAUGAUCCAUAGAGAUAUCAAAGCAGGAAAUAUCCUUCUGACAGAACCAGGCCAAGUGAAACUUGCUGACUUUGGAUCUGCUUCCAUGGCUUCCCCUGCCAAUUCUUUUGUGGGAACACCAUAUUGGAUGGCCCCAGAAGUAAUUUUAGCCAUGGAUGAAGGACAGUAUGAUGGCAAAGUUGAUGUAUGGUCUCUUGGAAUAACGUGUAUUGAAUUAGCCGAGAGGAAGCCUCCUUUAUUUAAUAUGAAUGCAAUGAGUGCCUUAUAUCACAUAGCCCAAAAUGAAUCCCCUACACUACAAUCUAAUGAAUGGUCUGAUUAUUUUCGAAACUUUGUAGAUUCUUGCCUCCAGAAAAUCCCUCAAGAUCGCCCUACAUCAGAGGAACUUUUAAAGCACAUGUUUGUUCUUCGAGAGCGCCCUGAAACAGUGUUAAUAGAUCUUAUUCAAAGGACAAAGGAUGCAGUAAGAGAGCUGGACAAUCUGCAGUAUCGAAAGAUGAAGAAACUCCUUUUCCAGGAGGCACAUAAUGGGCCAGCGGUAGAAGCACAGGAAGAAGAGGAGGAGCAAGAUCAUGGUGUUGGCCGAACAGGAACAGUGAAUAGUGUUGGAAGCAAUCAGUCUAUCCCUAGUAUGUCUAUCAGUGCCAGCAGUCAAAGCAGCAGUGUUAAUAGUCUUCCAGAUGCAUCAGAUGACAAGAGUGAGCUAGACAUGAUGGAGGGAGACCAUACAGUGAUGUCUAACAGUUCUGUCAUCCACUUAAAACCUGAGGAGGAAAAUUACCAGGAAGAAGGAGAUCCUAGAACAAGAGCAUCAGACCCACAGUCUCCCCCUCAGGUGUCUCGUCACAAGUCACAUUAUCGUAAUAGAGAACACUUUGCAACCAUACGAACAGCAUCACUGGUUACAAGACAGAUGCAAGAACAUGAGCAGGACUCUGAACUUAGAGAACAGAUGUCUGGUUAUAAGCGGAUGAGGCGACAGCAUCAAAAGCAGCUGAUGACGCUGGAAAAUAAACUGAAGGCAGAGAUGGACGAACAUCGGCUCAGAUUAGACAAAGAUCUUGAAACUCAGCGUAACAAUUUCGCUGCAGAAAUGGAGAAACUUAUUAAGAAACACCAAGCUGCUAUGGAAAAAGAGGCUAAAGUGAUGGCCAAUGAGGAGAAAAAAUUCCAGCAACACAUUCAGGCUCAACAGAAAAAAGAACUGAAUAGCUUUUUGGAGUCUCAAAAAAGAGAAUAUAAACUUCGCAAAGAGCAGCUUAAGGAGGAGCUGAAUGAAAACCAGAGCACACCUAAAAAAGAAAAGCAGGAAUGGCUUUCAAAGCAGAAGGAGAAUAUACAGCAUUUUCAGGCAGAAGAAGAAGCUAAUCUUCUUCGACGUCAAAGGCAGUAUCUAGAGCUAGAAUGUCGUCGCUUCAAAAGAAGAAUGUUACUUGGGCGACAUAACUUGGAACAGGACCUUGUCAGGGAGGAGUUAAACAAAAGGCAGACUCAAAAGGACUUGGAACAUGCAAUGCUAUUGCGACAGCAUGAAUCAAUGCAAGAACUGGAGUUUCGCCAUCUCAACACUAUUCAGAAGAUGCGCUGUGAGUUGAUCAGACUGCAGCAUCAAACUGAGCUCACUAACCAGCUAGAGUACAAUAAGAGAAGGGAACGGGAACUGAGGCGAAAACAUGUCAUGGAAGUUCGACAACAACCUAAGAGUCUGAAGUCUAAAGAACUCCAAAUAAAAAAGCAGUUUCAGGAUACCUGCAAAAUUCAAACCAGACAGUACAAAGCAUUAAGGAAUCACCUACUGGAGACUACACCAAAGAGUGAGCACAAAGCUGUUUUGAAAAGACUCAAGGAGGAACAGACUCGAAAGUUAGCCAUCUUGGCUGAGCAGUAUGAUCAUAGCAUUAAUGAAAUGCUCUCCACACAAGCUCUGCGUUUGGAUGAAGCACAGGAAGCAGAAUGCCAGGUUCUGAAGAUGCAGCUGCAGCAGGAACUGGAGCUGCUGAAUGCUUAUCAGAGCAAAAUAAAGAUGCAAGCUGAGGCCCAACAUGAUCGAGAGCUUCGAGAGCUGGAACAGAGGGUCUCCCUUCGCAGAGCGCUCUUAGAACAAAAGAUUGAAGAAGAGAUGUUGGCUUUGCAGAAUGAACGCACAGAACGAAUACGUAGCCUGCUCGAGCGUCAAGCCAGAGAAAUUGAAGCAUUUGACUCUGAAAGCAUGAGAUUAGGUUUUAGUAACAUGGUCCUUUCUAAUCUCUCCCCUGAGGCAUUCAGCCACAGCUACCCAGGAGCUUCUAGUUGGUCUCACAAUCCUACUGGGGGUCCAGGACCUCACUGGGGUCAUCCCAUGGGUGGCACACCACAAGCUUGGGGUCAUCCGAUGCAAGGUGGACCCCAACCAUGGGGUCAUCCCUCAGGGCCAAUGCAAGGGGUACCUCGAGGUAGCAGUAUGGGAGUCCGCAAUAGCCCCCAGGCUUUGAGGCGGACAGCUUCUGGGGGACGGACGGAACAGGGCAUGAGCAGAAGCACGAGUGUCACUUCACAAAUAUCCAAUGGGUCACACAUGUCUUACACAUAAUAAUUGAAAGUGGCAAUUCCUCUGGAGCUGUCUGCCAAAAGAAACUGCCUACAGACAUCAUCACAGCAGCCUCCUCACUUGGGUACUACCGUGUGGAAGCUGUGCAUAUGGUAUAUUUUAUUUGUCUUUGUAAAGCGUUAUGUUUUGUGUUUACUAAUUGGGAUGUCAUAGUAUUUGGCUGCCGGGGUUUUUGUGGUUGGCUUUUUGUUUUUGUUUAACUUUUGGAAAAUUUUUAAAGUGAUAAUAGAUAAGUAUUUCAUGUAUGUGGCAAAAAAAAAAAAUUGGCUUAAUUAGAAGGGGUAUUAUCUGAACAAUAUAAAAACAGAAUGAAGCAAGCUAAUCUGAAUCAUCACUUUAGGGUAUCCAUAGCCUAAGAAAUGUGUCAGAAGAUCUAAAGCCUUCCUUCAUAUUCCAGUUCUGUGAGUCCCUAACAGCAGGCAGCAUCCAUGCUGAAGCACAUACACCUCCGCUCCUCACCAGUGGGUUUUCUUUAUUUAUGAAUUGAUCUGAUUUCUCAACCUCAUUUGAACUAAAAAACAAGACCAUGAACAUUAAAAGAUUGCAUUUACCUUUUCAGUGGUAGAAAAUCAUUUAGUUCUUUGCUAUAAAUGAUUCAGAAUUUUGUCAGAUUUUGUAGGUUGUAUCAUCGUAAGACGGAGUUGCAUAAGGAGAUCAUAAGCUGUGUGGCUAUUGCACUAACAAGCCUGUGAGCUUUCAGAGGGGAAAAACUAGAGGGCGAGAGGGGCCCCUGAAAGUUCCUGUGACAGGGAUGCUCAGCAGGGAGGAGGGAAAGCCUGUAUAGCUAGCCUGACAUUUUGUUUCUUGUACAAUAUCUCAUGUGACCCAAACUUGAGACUCCAAACAGUACCUUUGCUUUGUUUGUACAAAAAUGAAGACCUAUAGCCAACACAAAGCAAAUGCCAGAGGUAUUGGAUGAUGCCAUAUUUGAACUGCCAUCUAUUAGCAUAUUCAUCACACUACAUAGACAUAGUUUUACUGCCCCCUUUUUAGCUCAUGGGAUUUCCUGUUUACAGGUAGCAAUAGUCAAUUAUUUAACUACUUAGUUGCCACCAGGAGUCACUGAGCCAAUGACUAUCAGCUGCUGACUAAUCUUCACACUGUAGUUAUUGCUUCAUUUACAGGUCCUCUGUGCUUAAUUGCUGUUUUUGUUGCUGUAGUACCUUAUGAAUUCUUAAUUCAUUGAGACUUAGUGACCAUCUGGGUCCAUGUUAAUAUCAUAUAAUAGCAAAUUCCUUUCAGAAGUCUCUAGCUUUAGUGCUAAAAUACUACUGAGAAAGGAACUAGGUAGUUUGGUGAAUGAAAGAAAACAAAAUUUGAAGAUAUUAUGUAGUGGUCAAGGACCACUAAUAUUUGGGGAGUGUGUUUUGUCUGUUCUUCAAUGAAGGAUCAAUCCAGUGUUCUUCAUCAAUGUUAGUUAAUAUCCCAUUGCUUGUGUGGCGCCUUGAGUUGGUGGUAGACUAGGGCAAAUGCCCUCUUUAGUGAGAGACCAGAGGUUUUGUAUAAGUUAUUGUCCUGCUCCCUUUUCAGUUGUCUUGAAGAGCUCUUGCUACUAACUUUGGGUCCUGCUUUUCAUUUAGGUAGAUGGUAAGCAUUCUCUUAAUCAUAAUUAGAACAAACUAGUGACCAAAUUGUCAUCUGCUAGUAUGGAAGUUCUUAGUUUUCUUAACCAUGCUUUAUGUCUUGUCCAGGUAUGUCAGUCCAGUUUCCAUGACGUACCCCCUUCAGAAGUUUCUGACAUUGGUUUGAGGUUUUCUGACACUAAUUAAAAGAAAAAUUAGAUCAGGGUGUGGUAGCAAAUGCCUAUAAUCCCAGCAUUUAGGAGGCAGGGAUAGGAAUCUCAGGUUCAAGGCUGCCUACAAGUGUCUCAAAAAAGAAAGAACAAAAGAAAGGUAGAUGCUAUAGUAUAGGUCCUUUGAAAAUCCAAUAGAAGGUUAAUAGUAUUCACACACAGGUCUAGGCAGGGUUUUAAACAUAUUCCCCAUCAGUUUUUAGGUUAACAUAUACUUGCUAUAGCUAAUGAAAAGGGCUUUUCUUUUUUCUUUUUCUUUCUCUUUUUUUCCUUUUUCACUCAAAAUACUAUUAAGGAGUUUCUCAGACAAAUUGAAAAUUCUAUAUGUUUUGAGGAAAUAAGGGGAAGCUUUAGAGUUUAAUAGGAUAUUCAAAACUAUAAAAGAAUAUCAUCUUAAAAAACUGUUCUGGCAACUAUCUGCUACCAGAAGGUUAGAUUGAGAAAGCAGAUCCAAUAUAUGCAAGACAUUUCUUCAAACUCCAAACUACUACCAGAAACACAUUUUAUCACCCAUUGUGAGAGUCACUUGGUCAAAUUUAGUUAAUGAGUCCAUUUUGAUCAUAAUGCACUCACACUAGUGUGUUUGAAUACUGACUGUCUGUCUGUCCAGUAAGGAUUUCUGCCCCCAUCUAAUUGUGUGGCACCCAGUUUUUCCAUGUAGGUCAUUAUACCUGGAUGAUAACAUCAAUUUAGUUACAAUGCAUGUAGUUUGCACAAUGAUUAAAAUGAAUAGGUUUGUGUUUAUAGCCUAUAAUAACUCUAGUUGAAUCAUGUACACAGCAGGAGUGGUCACAGUAAAAACUGGUAGCAGGAAAAUUUGAAAGGGUUUGAAAUGCCCUGAAAUCAGGGCAAGUACUUAAUGGGGAAAAAAAAGCAGAAAUGUCAACAUUUGACCAAAUUAACACUACCUCCUCCCCAGUUGUUGGUAUUCAUUCAUUAUAUGUGUGUUUAACAGGAUGAGAGCAUGGCGAGCUUGUAGCACACCAGAGGUUGUAGACCUAUAUCUGGUAUCCAGAACCUGACAGGGAAACAGUUCUUGGUCCCCCUUUUUUGGGGUCAGCAUUUUAAAAAUGCAAAGCCUAUAUGUUGAGACAUUGUAUUCCUAAUUAGAUUCUCUGUCCUUUGCACAUAACUUUCUUUUAAACUUAGUUCUAACCCUAAAUCUUGACAUCAGAAAGUGUUUGCACUGUAUAAACAAUGUUAGCUGAAAGCAUGUUUAUUUUUUAAGGAGCUCCUGCUCUUCUGCACAUUUCCAUAUCUAGAGAUGGAUAGUCCUGAACUUGACGUCACACCCACAGGUGAAACAGCCCGAAGUCAAGGCCUUGCUAGUAAAUGGAGCUUUGUACAUAGUCAUUGUGAUGUCUUGGCUGCCCGGACACCACGUAAACAUAACACUAAAGAAACUGUCCUGGAGAUCCCAUCCUGCUACUAAGAAGUUUUCUGUACAUCACUUCCAAACAUUGGAAACUUUCAGAUCAUAAGGCAGAAUUUAGUAAUUUUGUGCUUCUGUUAAUGUCUAGCAUUUUAAACAUAGGAUAACAUUGUUUUGGACACUGGAAUAAUAUGAUUUAUUUUCACCUGUAAAAAUGACUUCAUUGUACUUGAACACCUUUGCAUUUCUCCAUUUGUGCCAUUUACAAGUGGAAAUAAAUUUUAUUAUACCAUGAUCUACUGGCGUUUUAAAACUGUUAAAUGUGCACAUUUUGGGUAUAGCUAUUUUCACUUGUAUGUAUAUAUUGUAUAUACAUAUAAGUGUCUGUAUGUGUGUAUAGAUGGAUUGGUAUAACUCAUUCUAAACGUGUCUGCCAGGGCUCAAGUUUUAUUGUUCUUGCCCCACUCCCACCCCAUGUUACAGCAAGACUGGUCUUACAGAGUGAGUACUCUGGGUGAUGCUUACGGGAAGGAGAUUGGUAGAUGCAGUCUUUUUUUCCCCCUUAGCACUUGUAUGAGUGAGGAGAAAGUUAGGUAAAGAUUGAAACUAUAAAUUACAGUGCAGUAAACUGUGCUAGGGAAGGAAUCAGUUACUAUUUAAGUUUGUUUUACAAUGCAAUAAAAGAUACAAGCUGCAGAGAAAAGUAAACUCUGCAAAGAACACUGGUAAUAAUUGUUCUGCAAAGGUUAAGAAAGCCACUGAGUCACAGUCUUCAUGGACUUUUGGGGUUUCUUAGUGUUGGAUUUUUGGGGUUUCUCAUUUACUUUUUACUCUUAAUACUAAUGCUUAUGUGUUUCACUGAGUAUCAAAACUGCCAAGAAGGGUAACUAAGGUUCCUAAACUGUAAGAUGAGCAGGAGAUGAUCACUGGGAGAGAAAGCAUACUGGAUUGAAGGAAGGGCUGUCUCCUUUUAACUUCUUGUUGAUAGUUGCAAGUUCUUUAUGCACCUUCUACCCCUUCUGAGCCACUACUAUUCAAGCAGAGAUUUUGUCUAAUAGAACAUGCCUUUCUUGCUUUUGCUUCUUUUCUUUUGAGACAUGUACCCUUUCUGAUUGGAUAAUUGAUGUUUAGCCAAGGCUGGCCUCAAAAUACUAGUAAUCUUUCUGUAAGCCUCUCAAGUACUGGGAUUACAGGCAUGAACCACCAUGCCUAUAGCCACAGCAACCCAUUCUUUUGGAGGUUUUAUAGUUCUCCAUUUGUCUCAUGUUCCGAAUGUGAAGUGUCCUAAUGUGUAUUAAAGUCAGAAAAUAAUAUAUUUAAGGUAUACUAAGUAUGAAUCUGCUAUGAUAAAAGAAAUUCUCACUUCUCAAAUAGUCUUCUUGUAAGGAGCAUUGGGCUGUCAUCUUUGAGCUGCUUAUCAAAAUACAGAUCAUUAUUGCAUAUAUGCAAAUUCUGUUUUAUUUUAUCCCUAAUAACAGAAGUCUCCCUUCCAUGGUUUUAGCGUUGCCUUUUUAAAAAGGCACUCACCCUGAGUUGUUAAGAACUGGACCUGCCCCACCCUCAGAUUCCUUAAAGGAUGAAGAGUGUGCUGUACACUCAGCAUAUGUGCCUCUUGUAUGCAAGGACUACUGAUUGAAGUCUGUUUUGCUGUGUCUGGUUAUGUUGUCUGCACUUUUAUGAAAUCACUACAAUAGAUCUACGUUGGAAAUAACUAUCAAUUUGUAAAGAAAUUUUUAUUAAACACUGUAGAAAAAGUGAAGCUGAGAACUCUUUUGUGCAUUUAUAUUUCCUACUGAAUUCUGGUAGCCCACUUUUAACAUUGUAUUGACUUUUUUUUUUUUUUUUUGAUUAUAUUCAGAUUUCCAAACAAGUGCUGGCCUUCAGAUCAUAAGUAUAAGAAAUAUGCAUCAUAUCUGCCUAUUGCAGGCUUCUGAAACUUGCACUGCCCAUCCAUGCAAAAAUAAGUAUCUUAAAUAAAAGCAGAGAGCAAAAACUGGGGAGCCAUGUACUAUGUCACCACAUCUGUUAACUGUUUCCUGCAAUCUAAACUGAAGUGUGUGUGUGGGUGUGUGUAUGUGUAUUGGGGGUUUUGUUUUGCUUUGCUUUUAAAUAUACAAGGGGUUCUUCUUUAAAUAGAGGAAAAGGUUAAUCCUCUCCAGCAGGAUGCCCACUGGAUAUAUUAACAUCUGUAGGUAGUUGGAAGUGUAGAGAGAAGAGAAGGUAAGACUUCUCAGUGAAUGGAAGGAUGUCUUGAUGCUCAAGAGUCCCCGCCCCCAAAGUACGGGUAAUUCAGCCUGCACAGUUUCCUUUCACUCAUAGUUUCACAAUUACGAGUGAAAAAUCAUGUAAUUAUCUGUAAAUAUGUAGCUAACAAAUUGACCUAGUUUCUGUACUUUUUUGGUUUUGUACUAAAGUUUAUAGGUCUGUGCCAGCUAGAGAGGAGUUGCUGUCAUUGCUAGUCGUGCUCUAGCAUACAACCCUGAAACCAUCCUAGGUGACAUUUUAGAAUUAAUACUUAAGUGUUGUUAAAUGGGGACAUGGAGCUUAAUCAUUGGUCAGGUUUGAAGUCUUUUGAAGCUAAGUAAUUUUAUUUAAUAUGAUUACAUGUCGUCAGUCAUGAGUGAGGUGUAGGGAGUCUCCCUCCCCAAGUGGCCAUGUUUACAGAGUGUUGUCUACAAAGUGCAAGUGUGUUAAUGUUUAUGUAAAUUAUGCAGGUGAUAACUUUAUGGUUUGGGACUGUUUAUGGGCUCUUUUAAGUGAAUUUUCAAAUGAAAUGAACUAUGCUUAUUGCUGGCACAUUGAUCCCAUUUCUGGAACAUUUCCUACUUCCAGAAUUCCGUAUGUUCCUUAGACAUUACCCCCACUUAACCUCCCUUCCUCUGAUAUGCCUUGUAGCUAAGAUUUAAAAGACUGUUGAACAUAGAUGAGGGGUAUGCAUUUCUUAAAAAUCCAUGAACCCUCAAUUGUAUGCUUUCAGUAUUGUGUUAUAUGUUUCUAUGGCAACUUUGAAGUCAGUGGUUUAGAAAUGAGAUACCAAUGUUAAUGAAAAGUAUGUACUCUUUGCUUUUGCAUGGCUUGGCUUAGUAUCCAAGGUAUAUUAGAGCCACUUGAAAGCAUGAAGACCAGUUAUAUGGAAACAGGUUUCUCUCAGUGGCACAUUUUGCUUUUUCUUAGCCCUCAAAUACAUUGCCUCGGCAUGAACAUUAUUGUUAAUAUAAAUUGCACAUGGUCAUCGAGUGAAUUAUAAAAUUUUGAAAAGAUGCAGCUGCCCAAUAUUAACAGUUUUAGUUGGUCUCUAUCUCAAAUAACAGUGUAGGUAUUGGAACCCUUGUAGCCCUUUUGGGGGUCAAACAGGUAUAUGGAUUUAUCAAGGAGGGCAUUGGCUGCCCCUGGGGUAUUGCCACGCUGUUGUCUUGCUGCCCAUUCACUCCAUGUGCUGCUGUCCUUCCUUCACUUCAUACUCUCAAAGAAACCAUCACCCUUUCUUCCUAUUUUUUUUUGUCUUUUAUUCCACAUUAAAUGGGAAUUGUGCCUAUUUAGAUUGCCCCUCCAGUUAAAUACACAUGUAAUCCAAGCCAGAGAUAAGAUGGAAGAACAUUUUUUUUUCAAGUUCACUUGGCCAGUAACUUAUCUAACAAACUGUUUUACCACACUAUCUUGACACUUGAUAGAAGAGCCUAUUAGGAGUCACAGUGGUUUCGUAGAGUAAAACCCAAGUGAGGAGGGAUGUGUGGGGUUUCCAUUAGGAAAUAAUUUCGUUCUUGGUUUACUCUUUAAGAUCCUUCUCUGCUAGUUUAGAAUAGGUUAAUUUUUUUUUAAUUUUUUUAGGGAAAUUUUUACAAAAAUAAUGGUCUGAUGUAAAUACCAUUUUAAAGUACAGUGCACAUAACUCCCUAGGCUGUUCCAACCUGACUAUUUGUAAAUGCUUUAGAGUUUUAAAUUAACACUUCUGUUGCUAAAUACUAUUUAUGUAAGUCUGAAAAGGUUUUUAACCCAUAUAAAACAUUUAAAUAAUGCAGGUUAUUAUGAGCAAGUUAGCUUUGAGAACCCUCCUUUUAGUAUAUGAAAAAGCCUAAUGCGCAUUCAUGAGGUUGGAGAGACUAUGAGAAAUAUGUAUAGUGUAUAUUUUAAACAGCUUUGCUUGUAUUGUGAAGAUUUAAGAACAAACUUGAGAUUUUUAAAGUUAACUAUUAACACAGUUUUAACAUAAGUUAUCCCACUGGGUUUAAAAGCAUCUUGAAUGUAUAACCCUUCUGUAACCCAGGCUGGUCUUUGCUUUUACUGAACAUCCAAACGUUAUUUAUAUUUUAAUUUUAUGUACUCAUUUCUUUUUGUUUUCCUCAAACAGCAUGUUGUUGUUGGGGUGUUUUGUUUUGUUUUUGUUUGUUUUGGGUUUUUUUUUUUUUUUGCACAUGUAGAAAUUUUUUAAAAGAAGGAAAUUAAGACAUGAUUUUUCUCUAGAUUUUCUUCACUUCAGUCUUUCUACUAACCUCGUAAAAACCAUGGCUUCCAUUUGCUUUAUUUGUGCAAAUGCCAGGGUUGGUUUUUAUUUUUAUUUUUGCUAUUUACCUAAAAAGAAAAAGAGACAAUGCUUCAGUCAACUGCUUUUUUAUUUAAAAUUUAAAGAAAAAAAAAAGAAAAAAAAAGCUGUAACCUUAUCAUUUCUGAGUAGACCAUUAAGAGAAAUGCACACCUGUCAGCCCAGGACCAGCUUUGGUGGCUAAAGGGAAUAUUUUAACUCGCAAGGUGAUGUUCUGUACAAAACGUGGUAUAUGUUACCCACAGUCCAUUUCAGUUAUUCCCACAAGUCAGGUCCAGAUAAAUGAGGGUUAUCAGCUAACUGAUAUGUUAUCAUUGAGGUUCGUCAAUGAAUUUGUACAUUUCUAGUUCCCUUUGGUGAAGGGAAAAAUGAUUUUGCAAGACCUAGAUUUUGGCUUGGUUUCUUGCCUCCUUUUUUGGCAGCCUUCAUCUUUUCCUAAAGCCCUUGAGCCUGUAGGGUUUUCAUAGUGGACAAAGGACUUAAAUGGUCUUUUAAAACUGGGAUAGUUUUUGGGGAAAGGGCAAAAGAUUAUCAUAUUGAACAUGUAGUAUCCCAAUACUCUCAACAGUGGAUAAUUAUGAGUAAACCCGGUCCUUUCGAUGUUUAGAGUAAGCAGAGGCCCACAGUGGAGGCUUACCAAAGGUUGCAAUGAGGAAGAGGCCUCUCCCUCACUGUCAGCACCAGCUGGUAAAGGUGACUGUGCAGAUGUGCAUUUUCCUUUUGGUAGAAAUGGUCCACAGCACUAACUGGUAAGGCUUAUUGUACAGUAUAUUGUCAGUAUUCUUCUGGUUCAGCAUACCUUAUAGUUCGUAUAUAACCUGUAUUAAUUGUAUAGAUUGUGCAUUUAAAGCUGUUACCAAGUUGUCAGAACCCUAAGAAUGAAAACAGGUCAUAUGUAAUAUUUUGUUUGUAAGUAUCCUUUGUAUCAUAGCAAAGGAAAUGUUUAAAAGAUCAACUGUAAUAAAAGUAAUUUUAGUACACAG
Mus musculus (house mouse) is the source of this 12559-nucleotide messenger RNA. RefSeq names its product TAO kinase 1 (gene Taok1). The record is from RefSeq and is marked validated. Gene Ontology annotation, molecular function: protein serine kinase activity; alpha-tubulin binding; ATP binding. Lineage: Eukaryota; Metazoa; Chordata; Mammalia; Rodentia; Muridae. Gene Ontology annotation, biological process: central nervous system neuron development; neuron cellular homeostasis; execution phase of apoptosis. The transcript is spliced from 22 exons. Bases 849 to 3854 code for a protein of 1001 amino acids. Gene Ontology annotation, cellular component: microtubule cytoskeleton; cytosol; perinuclear region of cytoplasm.